CAUGCGCAGUGUAACCCACGCUUCUCAGCUGUCUUUUCAUUUCACCCCUGUAGUGUGUCCUGGUGGACUGUCUCCUCUAACAGCAUGGGGUUAAUAACGGGAGUGCUCACCCUUUUGUAUCAUCUACCUCAGAUUUACAAAUGGCUACUGAAACCUUACUAUAUCGUGUCGUUUCUAAUGACCGUCGCCUUCUUGGUGGUAAGAAAGACUCCUGGACUGUGCGAGCACCUGGCGACCGACCGGGAGGACGGCAACUCCUGUGACUUCGACUGGAGAGAAGUUGAGAUACUGAUGUUUCUGAGUGCAAUAGUGAUGAUGAAGAAUAGAAGAGCCAUAACCUUGGAGCAGCACAUAGGGAACUUGUUCAUGUUCAGCAAAGUGGCCAAUGUAAUCCUCUUCUUCAGGCUGGACAUUCGGCUGGGCAUCCUCUACCUUGCUCUGUGUGUAGCAUUUGUCAUGACGUGCAAGCCUCCUCUCUACAUGGGCCCAGAGUACAUAAAGUACUUCAGCGACAAAACCAUAGAUGAGGAGCUGCAGAGGGAUGGUCGCAUUACCUGGCUUGUUGAGUUCUACGCCAACUGGUCCUCUGACUGCCAGUCCUUCGCUCCCAUCUUUGCCAACCUUUCUCUGAAAUACAAUUGUGCUGGGCUCCGGUUUGGGAAGGUGGACAUUGGUCGGUAUGGAGAGGUUUCUCAAAGGUACAAGGUAAGCACAUCUCCUCUGGCUAAGCAGCUGCCAUCUCUGCUGCUUUUUCAAGGAGGACGGGAAGUUAUGAGACGUCCAAUGGUGGACAACAAGGGCAGAGCUGUGUCUUGGACCUUUAAUGAGGAGAACAUUAUUCGAGAAUUCAACCUGAAUGAGCUUUUCCAAAAAUCCAAGAAGCUGAACAAAAAGCAGAACCAUCCUCAGACAGAAGAGGGCAGCGAAGAGCUUCAUCAGGAAUCCAAUGGAGUGGAAGAGCCAACAGAAAGCAAGAAAGACCAGUGAGGAGAUACAGGAUCAGAGCAAGUUUUGUGUGGCAUUUUGUUUAAAAUUCAGACAAUUAUGGCUCUUUCAGUCUCAGACAGUCCAAAAAAAAAAAUCCACAAAGCUGAAAUAUGGAGCAAGUCUUAUUGCAACACAUGUAACUGUACCAAAACCAAGCAAAAGUAAAGGGAUGUUAAUUUAUUUAAGUUUUUUUAGGGUUUUUGUAAAGAAUGGCGGCAUAAUUUCAUAGUUGCAUGUCAACGUUUGCUACCUGUGUUUGUGAAACUGCCUGUUUA
Messenger RNA from Cyprinodon variegatus (sheepshead minnow), 1262 nucleotides. It is a transcript of the gene tmx2a, whose product is annotated as thioredoxin-related transmembrane protein 2. Gene Ontology annotation, molecular function: disulfide oxidoreductase activity. Gene Ontology annotation, cellular component: membrane-bounded organelle. Bases 85 to 987 code for a protein of 300 amino acids. The transcript is spliced from 8 exons. NCBI's taxonomy places the organism in Eukaryota, Metazoa, Chordata, Actinopteri, Cyprinodontiformes, Cyprinodontidae. The record is from RefSeq and is a predicted model, not a curated record. Gene Ontology annotation, biological process: brain development.